AUGGGCAAGUUCUACGAGUCCAUUCCAGGCGAUCUGCGCGACUGGGCUCUACGCCAAAGAGUUUUCUUUGUGGCAUCUGCUCCUCUGCGUGGCCGACAUGUCAACCUUUCUCCAAAGGGUUUGCCAGAUUCUUGCUUUGCGAUCCUCGGUUCAAACCAGGUAGCGUAUAUCGAUUCAACCGGGUCUGGCUGCGAAACCAUCUCCCAUAUACGCGAAAAUGGUCGCGUUACCGUGAUGUUCUGCUCGUUUGACACGUCUCCUCGUAUCUUGCGGCUAUUCUGUACUGGUACUGUUAUUGAGUGGGAUCAGCCUGAGUUCCUUAGAUAUUCACAGCGCAUGGGUAAACCCCAGACCGUGGGAGCGCGUGCUAUCAUUAAACUUGACGUUUUCAAGGUCCAAACCUCCUGUGGCUAUGGUGUCCCACUAUUGACCCAAAUAAUCGAUCCCGAAACCAACAAAUCCAAACCUUAUCUCAAAGACCGCCAAACACUGGGCCACUUUUCCACCAAAAAGGUUGAUGCCGGUGAGAUGCAAACAUACCAGCGUGAAUGGAAUGCCCGCAGCCUAGACGGACUCCCAGGUCUCCGAUCUGCGCUUAAAGAUAGCGGCUAUUAUACUUGGCGGGUGGAGUUAGAAAAUUGGUUGAGUCGACACCGGAAUGAAGUUGAGACAGUGAAGUCGUUGGCUUUGGUUUUGUUCGUGGGAUUAAUGGUAUUGAGGUGGAAUGAGUAUGACUUGUGGUUAUAG
Messenger RNA from Penicillium daleae, 747 nucleotides. Its product is annotated as pyridoxamine 5'-phosphate oxidase family protein. Bases 1 to 747 code for a protein of 248 amino acids. The transcript has 2 exons. Lineage: Eukaryota; Fungi; Ascomycota; Eurotiomycetes; Eurotiales; Aspergillaceae. The record is from RefSeq and is a predicted model, not a curated record.